This is a messenger RNA of Penicillium oxalicum, 3123 nucleotides long. RefSeq lists its product as uncharacterized. The record is from RefSeq and is a predicted model, not a curated record. Lineage: Eukaryota; Fungi; Ascomycota; Eurotiomycetes; Eurotiales; Aspergillaceae. The transcript has 4 exons. The coding region runs from base 1 to 3123 and encodes 1040 amino acids.
AUGGCAACCUCCACCCAAACGGUUAUAGAAGUGGAGGCUCCGUCGCCACAUUCAACACUCGAUAUUACAACCCGUCUGUUGAAUGGUACGCUUCAUGCAGGCUAUCCUCCUUUUGAGCAAUUUGCAACCAUCGACGGUCUACUCAAGGCACAUGCUGCGCAGCCAGAUGAAGCUAAAGUCCCAUUGAUUUGUUAUCCUGUCCGUGGUGCUGCGGAUUUCGAGCAGCAUACUGCUGGUGAUCUGGACCGUUAUACUGAUAUUGCUGUUCGGUACUAUACGGGAAAUGGGCUGCCACCAGCGGAUCCCAGCCUUGAACAAGCUCCAGUUGUUGCCUUGCUGGUAGGGUCUAGCUUCGAGGUGAUUUUGACCAUGUUCGCUCUCAAUCGCCUCGGUUACGCAAAUGCAAGAACCUCAUCAUUGCAAAGCACUAUGAGCGGACCGUACGAGAGAUCUGUGAAGAGCGCCCCGGUUGUGCCAGCUUCCCAGUACUUCAACGGCAAGACUGGUUCAAUCGUCAACCUCACUCGCCACGAUUCGUUCGCUCCAACGUGGAUCCCUCACGAGAGGGACGGAAAGUUGCGUGGAUUCUUCACUCUUCUGGCAGUACCGGCCAUCCCAAACCAAUUUUUCUCUCCAAUUUCCAAACCCUGGCCAACUGGCCAACCUGGCUGGAAGAGCUUUGGUCUCCGGUUCUUCACGACUAGCCCUCUUUUCCAUUCCUUUGCGCUGAUGGAGUUGGGACGAGCUUUCUACACUCGAGCGACGGCGUUCUUUGGGAACCAUGCUCUUCCUACCACGUUCCAGAAUCUCCAUGACGCCCUUGAGGUCGCCCAGCCCGAGCAAUUCAGCGCUGUUCCCUACGUAAUUAAGCUCUUAGCAGAGAGACCCGAAGGAGUCAAAGCGCUGGCUAGGCCCAAGAUCGUAUUGUUUGGUGGUUCGAGCUGUCCGGAUGACCUCGGUGACCGUCUUGUUGCUCAAGGCGUCAACUUGGUGGCCAACUAUGGAGCAACGGAGACCGGUCAAAUCAUGACCUCGUUUCGACCUCCCGGCGACAACGAAUGGCAAUAUAUGAGACUUCAUCGCCCAGUGGCAGAUUUCACACUGAUGGAUGAGAUUUCACCGGGUGUCUUCGAGUGUGUUGCACUGGAUGGUCUACCCAGCAAGGGACCAUCCAAUUCAAAGCCACCUUUCAGCGCAAAGAACCCUGAGAACAGCUUUCGAACAGCUGAUUUAUUCACUCGACAUCCAGAUCCGAGUAAAGGCAAUUACUACAAGUAUCUCUCCAGGUUAGACGACCGCAUCACCCUGGUCAAUGGUGAGAAGGUACUGCCCAUUCCCAUCGAAGGACGCAUCAGAGAAGAAUCUCUUGUACGAGAGUGUGUGGUGUUCGGAUACCAGAAAACCGUACCUGGAGCGUUGAUUUUCCGCGCAUCAGAAAAGUCGGCAGAACUCAGCGACGAGGAAUUUAUCGAGGCCAUCUGGCCCGCUGUUGAGGCGGCAAACUCUCGUGCUGAGACAUUCUCUCGCAUCCCGAGAGAGUUGAUUCUUGUGAUGGGCGCUCAUGUGAGCUAUGCCGCGACCGACAAGGGCACUUUUAUUCGAGCCAAAGUCUACCAGCAAUUUGCCAAAGAGAUUGAGGCAGCUUAUGCCAAUUACGGUGGUGGUAGUAAGAGAGGAGAACUUGCGCUCGAUUUGCCGGACCUAGAAGACUGGCUUCUGGCACGAUUCCGUGAUGAUCUUGAGGUUCCCUUGUCAGAUGCCGAUGCCGACAUUUUCGCUGCGGGUGUGGACAGCUUGCAGACAACGCAGAUUUGGAGAUUCAUUGUGCGAGAUCUCGAUCUCAGUGACAAGGCCAAUACUUUGAGUCAGAAUAUCGUCUUUGAAAAAGGCACCGUUCGUGCGCUUGCGAAGCACUUGUAUCACAUGCGUACGGGGCGAGGCACUCUACGCGAAGAUGAGAUUCAAACUAUGCGAGACUUGAUUGAGAAAUACUCAAAUUUCACGCAACACCAUCCAACUCUUCAAAGGGAGCCAGACAGCCAAGUUGUGAUCGUCACAGGCGCCACCGGAAACAUGGGUGGAUUCCUCAUCGCUGAGUUGGUCAAACGGCCCGAUGUCUCUGAAGUCUGGGCUCUCGUGCGCGCCCCCGGGCAAGCCGCCGCGGGUGCUCGGCUUUACCAAGCACUGGCCGAUCGCAAGAUCUCUCUGACUGUCGACGAGGCUGCUAAACUUCGAGCCGUGCCCAGCGAUUUAUCGCAAGCCGACUUGGGCCUGGACAACCAUGUCAUAGAGCAUCUACUCUCAUCCUUGACUUGCAUCAUCCACAGUGCCUGGGCUGUCAAUUUCAAUUUGGGCUCCGGCCCGCUUUUUCUUUGUUCGAGCGUCAGCACAGCCAGCAAUACUCCCAAGCCCGCUGUGAUCCGCGAGACAGCCAUUGAAAACUUGCAUUAUGCACAAGCAACCGGCUACGGUCGCUCCAAACUAGUCACGGAAUUGAUCACUCGAAAUGCAAUGCGGCAAACAGGCAUGCACGCUCGAGUGCUGCGAAUCGGACAACUGAGCGGCGACACUGCACAUACUCAGUGGAAUGAUACCGAGGCAGUUGCGCUGAUGUUCCGCAGCGUGUUGACCACCGGCACUCUACCUGCGCUAGAUGAGAGUCCGUCUUGGUUGCCGGUUGACGAGUGUGCGCGGGCGGUUGCCCAUCUUGCCAUGAUGCAGAGCACAACUUGUAUCGCAAAUGCUGACUUGGUUUAUAACCUGGUCAACCCGGCAACAUUCAGCUGGAAGGACGAACUGCUGCCGACACUGAAAACGAACUCUCUUCUCCCGCCUUUCGAGGUUGUCUCACCGCAGGAAUGGCUUCGCCGACUAGAGUCUAGUGAGCAGGACCCUAAGAAAAAUCCAAGUAUCAAGUUACUCGAUUUCUGGCGCGUCAAGUACAGAAAAAAGACGGAGUUUUCAGCGAGCAAUCAUGAAUCACUGCAGAGGCAGGACGGACUUCAAUUUGAGACGGGCCGCACGGUUCAGGAUUGUCCGAGCUUGAGCAAAGUCAAAAACCCUGUUAAUGCGGGAUUGAUGCAGAGAUACAUUCAGACAUGGAUGCAACGGUGGACAAGGUAG